This is a messenger RNA of Peronospora matthiolae, 138 nucleotides long. Lineage: Eukaryota; Oomycota; Peronosporomycetes; Peronosporales; Peronosporaceae. The record is from the annotation of a GenBank genome assembly.
AUGGCUCCGGAGCCAGCGGCGCACUGGCCGUUGCUCCAGCUGCCAACCGACCCAAAGUCAGGCACGCAGUCAGGCACGCAGUCAAGUAAGUAUACAAGGAAGCAAGCAAGCACAACUCCCGCCACGACCGCGCUCUAA